AUGGCGGAGUUGCAGGGCACCCCGGUGGCACAGGACGCCCUGGCCGUGGCGCAGCUCGAGCUCGAGGGGAAUCCGAAUGCCCUGGGGCUGCGCAGGCCGUUCGACCCGGUGGCGCAUGAUCUCGAUGCGUCCUUCCGCCUGACGCGGUUCGCCGAUCUGAAAGGAUGAGGGUGCAAGGUCCCUCAGGAGGUUCUUUCGAAACUCCUCGAGGGACUUCAGACCGACGACGCGUCCGCACAGGACCACGAGCAUGCCCACUUCAUGCAUAUGGCCAUUCCGCGCAUCGGCAUUGGCAUGGAUUCCUCUGUGACUCCAUUAAGACAUGGCGGGCUUAGCCUGGUACAGACUACAGACUUCUUUUACCCACUAGUCGACGAUCCUUACAUGAUGGGUAAAAUUGCGUGCAGCAAUGUCCUCAGCGAUCUUUACGCGAUGGGUGUCACGGACUGCGACAACAUGUUGAUGUUGCUGAGCGUUAGCACGAAGAUGACAGAGAAAGAGCGUGACGUCGUUGUGCCGCUGAUCAUGAGAGGAUUCAAGGAUUCCGCUCUGGACGCGGGCACCACAGUGACGGGUGGUCAGACAGUUGUGAAUCCCUGGUGCACCAUUGGUGGAGUGGCUACCACUGUUUGUCAACCAAACGAGUAUAUCGUGCCGGAUAAUGCUGUAGUUGGGGACGUAUUGGUUUUAACGAAGCCCCUUGGUACACAAGUUGCCGUCAAUGCGCACCAAUGGCUUGAUCAGCCUGACCGUUGGAAUAGAAUCAAGCUCGUAGUGAGCGAAGAGGAUGUACGAAAAGGUUAUCAACGUGCAAUGGACAGUAUGGCCAGGUUGAACAGAACAGCUGCUAGACUGAUGCAUAAAUAUAAUGCGCACGGAGCUACGGACGUCACCGGUUUCGGUCUUCUGGGUCAUGCUCAAAAUCUAGCAAAGCAUCAAAAGAAUGAAGUCUCCUUUGUUAUUCAUAAUCUCCCUGUUAUCUCCAAGAUGGCUGCAGUAGCAAAGGCAUGCGGAAAUAUGUUCCAGUUAUUGCAGGGUCACUCAGCUGAGACUAGUGGUGGUUUACUCAUUUGCCUUCCUCGAGAACAGGCUGCAGCGUAUUGUAAAGACAUCGAAAAACAAGAAGGUUAUCAAGCAUGGAUUAUUGGUAUCGUGGAAAAGGGCCUUCGUACGGCUAGAAUAAUCGACAAACCGCGAGUAAUUGAAGUUCCGGCUAAGGAAAAAGACGGAGAGCUCUGGUAAAAAAAAAGGCCCAGGCAUAUCUCACAAUUUGCCUCCUCAAUUAUAUACGUUAUAUACGUUUAUAUAUUUGCAAAAAUAGCACGCGUACACACUUGACAGCGCUUUUACGUGCACCACAGAUGAAAAAAAUUAUUUAGUACAUAUAUCUGUACCCUUGUGGAAAAAAUCACAAUUUAGGUGGUAUUAAAAUCUUGAUUAUUAAAUCACAAAGCUUUGGAGUCAAAUCGUUAUACAGAUCAUCCAGUUGUUUACUAUGACUGAUCAAAUGUUGUCUACUACGACGAGAUGAUUUUUGCGGUUUGAUAAUACUCGACUUGGUAAUAGUGAAUACCACAUCAUGUUUAUUCUAAGUACUUUUACCUAUAUCUUGUAGAGAGAAUUCCUUUUCUUGUUUUUUCCAUGCUGAUGACAUGUAAAAUUGUAAGUUAGUUUAAAGAGAAACGGUUCUUGAGCCAAGCAAAGUUAAGAAAUAAUAAAUUUCAUAUUUUUAAGAUUAAGGUAGCACUAAGUUUUCAGACUAGACAGCUUCAAAACCGCAAUCCUGAUAAAAAUAUUUGAAUAGCAUAUUAUAUAUACAUAUAUAAAUAUAUAUAUAUCGGGUGGCGAAUUUGGGUACUCGGUAACGGUGUUUGAGAAAUACUGAUGAUUGCAGAGAUGUAUGAGAUAUAUUUUAUAAGAUUCAAAAUACAAAAUGACUGCGUAGUAUGCGUUAUUUUAUUUAACAAAUUGACUAAAUUAGAAUGACAAAGGUUUUUAUCAUGCGAAAAAGAUGUUAAAUAAGUACCAUGUACACAAUAGUAGACUUAUUUUCUCGUAUUUCGGAAUAUGAUCUAAAAAUUUUCAGUGGAGCACCAUACGCAUACCCAGGCAUGAAGUCCAAAAACAUGAAGGCCUUCUAAUAGUCUUCUAUGCAUACGUAUGAAUAAUUCAAAGAAAUAAAUUGAGCACAGGUCCUAAUGUUGUAUUACUUUUUCAUAUGAAUAAAGUGCUACUUUGUCAAUAAAAUUAAUUAAGUGUCCUGUUA
Monomorium pharaonis (pharaoh ant) is the source of this 2266-nucleotide messenger RNA. It is a transcript of the gene Sps1, whose product is annotated as inactive selenide, water dikinase-like protein. Gene Ontology annotation, biological process: L-selenocysteine biosynthetic process. Gene Ontology annotation, molecular function: ATP binding; selenide, water dikinase activity. Gene Ontology annotation, cellular component: cytoplasm. The record is from RefSeq and is a predicted model, not a curated record. NCBI's taxonomy places the organism in Eukaryota, Metazoa, Arthropoda, Insecta, Hymenoptera, Formicidae. The transcript has 6 exons.